Molecule: messenger RNA, 3135 nt
Organism: Cynocephalus volans (Philippine flying lemur)
Lineage: Eukaryota; Metazoa; Chordata; Mammalia; Dermoptera; Cynocephalidae
Gene: PMS1
Product: PMS1 homolog 1, mismatch repair system component
Exons: 14
Coding region: 318-3113 (931 amino acids)
Biological process (GO): mismatch repair
Cellular component (GO): MutLalpha complex
Molecular function (GO): mismatched DNA binding; ATP hydrolysis activity; ATP binding
Source: RefSeq, a predicted model, not a curated record
AAGCGGACCAAGUCUGGCUCGCAGGCGCGCACACUUGGAGAGCGUUCUCCGACCGGGUCUGGGCUCUUUAGCGGUCUCGUUUGGCCUUUACUGCAGCCCGUUUCCCAGACCCUUCUGGGUGCAAGACUUAGAAGUUGUUUUCCAGGCAGAAAAUUUAACCCAUAAUAACUUGUACACCUGAUGUCCUUGACUGACUUUCUGGGUCAUCAGCAGUCUUUCAGGAGUGUUUUGUUUCCCUCUCAGCAAACAUGGAAGACUGACUAUCCUGAGAUUCUGAGACAUUGUUUGCUGUGACUUCUACUUUGCUAAAAGCUAGAAUGAAGCAGUUGCCUGCAGCAACAGUUCGCCUCCUUUCAAGUUCUCAGAUAAUCACUUCAGUGGUCAGUGUUGUGAAAGAGCUCAUUGAAAACUCCUUGGACGCUGGUGCCACAAGCAUAGAUGUUAAACUGGAGAACUAUGGCUUUGAUAAAAUUGAGGUGCGAGACAAUGGUGAGGGCAUCAAAGCUGUUGAUGCACCUGUAAUGGCGAUGAAGUACUAUACCUCAAAAAUAAGUAGUCAUGAAGAUCUUGAAAAUUUGACAACUUACGGUUUUCGUGGAGAAGCCUUGGGGUCAAUUUGUUGUGUGGCUGAGGUUUUAAUUACAACAAGGACGGCUGCUGAUAAUUUUAGCACCCAGUAUGUUUUAGAUGGCAGUGGCCACAUACUUUCUCAAAAACCUUCACAUCUAGGUCAAGGUACAACAGUAACUGCUUUAAGAUUAUUUAAGAAUCUACCUGUAAGAAAACAAUUUUACUCAACUGCUAAAAAAUGUAAAGAUGAAAUUAAAAAAGUUCAAGAUCUCCUUAUGAGCUAUGGUAUCCUUAAACCUGACUUACGGAUUGUUUUUGCACAUAACAAGGCAGUUAUUUGGCAGAAAACUAGAGUAUCAGAUCACAAGAUGGCUCUCAUGUCAGUUCUGGGGACUGCCAUUAUGAGCAAUAUGGAAUCAUUUCAGUACCACUCUGAAGAAUCUCAGAUUUAUCUAAGUGGAUUUCUUCCAAAACACAAUGCAGACCACUCUUUCACAAGUCUUUCAACCCCAGAAAGGAGUUUCAUCUUUAUAAACAGUCGACCAAUACAUCAGAAAGACAUAUUAAAGUUAAUCCGACAUUAUUACAAUUUGAAGUGCCUAAAGGAAUCUACUCGUUUGUAUCCCAUUUUCUUCCUGAAAAUCGAUGUUCCUACAGCUGAUGUCGAUGUAAAUUUAACACCAGAUAAAAGUCAAGUAUUAUUACAGAAUAAGGAAUCUGUUUUAAUUGCUGUUGAAAAUCUGAUGACAACUUGUUAUGGACCACUACCUAGUACAAAUUCUCAUGAAAAUAAUAAAACAGAUGUUUCCUCAGCUGACAUCGUUGUUAGUAAAACAGCAGAAACAGAUGUGCUUUUUAAUAAAAUGGAAUCAUCUGGAAAUAAUUAUUCAAAUGUUGAUACUUCAGCCAUUCCUUUCCAAAAUGAUGUGCAUAAUGAUGAAUCUGAAAAAAACAUUAAUCAUUGUGUAAAUCACCAGAUAAGUGUUGGUGACCAUUGUGAUGUUCAUUAUAGUAGUGAAAAUCCUAGCAUUGAUAACACUAGAAAUACAUUUCAAGAAAUCCCAAUGAAUAAUUUAUCACAGGAGAAUGUCCAGAGUGAACAUAGUGAAACUUGUUUUGUAGGUUCUGUUACACACACCCAAUCAGAAAAUGGCAAUAAAGGCCAUAUAGAUGAGAGUAGGGAAAAUGAGGAAGAAGCAGUUCCUGAGAAGUCUUUAGAAAUUUGUGCAGAUGACUGGAGCAAGGGAAGUGCACUUAAAAAUUCAGUGGGAGAGAAUAUUGAACCUGUGAAAAUUUUAGUGCCUCAAGAAAGUUUAGCAUGUAAAGUAAGUAAUAAUCAUCAUCCAAGUCCUGAACAGAAGAGUCCUGGUGAAGAUUCCUGUAACAAAAAAUCAAAUAUAAUAGAUAACAAAUCUGGACAACUUACAGCUUAUGAUUUAAUUAGCAAUCGAGUAAUCAGGAAACCCAUGUCAGCAAGUGCCCUUUUCGUUCAAGAUCAUCGUGCUCAGUUUCUCACAGAAAAUCCUAAGACCAGUUUGGAGGAUGCAACAUCACAAAUUGAAGAACUGUGGAAGACAUUGAGGGAAGAGGAAAAACUAAAAUAUGAAGAGAAGGCUACUAAAGACUUGGAACGAUACAAUAGUCAAUUGAAGAGAGCCAUUGAACAGGAGUCACAAAUAUCAUUAAAAGAUGGCAGAAAAAAGAUAAAACCCAGCAGUGCAUGGAGUUUGGCACAGAAGCACAAGUUGAAAACCUCAUUAUCUAAUCAGCCAAAACUUGAUGAGCUCUUUCAGUCCCAAACUGGAAAAAAAAGGAGCCAAAAUAUUAAAAUAGUACAGAUCCCCUUUUCUAUGAAAAACUUAAAAAUAAAUUUUGAGAAACAAAAAAAAUUUGACUUAGAAGAGAAGGAUGAACUUUGCUUGAUCCACAAUCUCAGGUUUCCUGAUGCAUGGCUAAUUACAUCCAAAACAGAGGUAAUGUUAUUAAAUCCAUAUAGAGUAGAAGAAGCCCUGCUAUUUAAAAGACUUCUUGAGAAUCAUAAACUUCCUGCAGAGUCGCUGGAACAGCCAAUUAUAUUAACAGAGAGUCUUUUUAAUGGAUCUCAUUAUUUAGAGGUGUUAUAUAAAAUGACAGCAGAUGACCAAAGAUACGGUGGAUCAAUUUACCUGUCUGAUCCUCGUCUGACAGCGAAUGGUUUCAAGAUAAAAUUAAUGCCAGGAGUUUCCAUUACUGAAAGCUACUUGGAAAUAGAAGGAAUGGCCAAUUGUCUCCCAUUUUAUGGAGUAACAGAUUUAAAAGAAAUUCUUAGUGCUAUAUUAAACAAAAAUGCAAAGGAAAUUUAUGAAUGUAGACCUCGCAAAGUGAUAAGUUUUUUAGAGGGAGAAGCAGUGCGUCUAUCUAGACAAUUACCCAUGUACUUAUCAAAAGAGGACAUCCAAGAUAUCAUCUACAGAAUGAAGCACCAGUUUGGAAAUGAAGUUAAAGGGUGUGUUCAUGGUCGCCCAUUUUUUCAUCAUUUAAUCCAUCUUCCAGAAACUACAUGAUUAAAUAUGUUUAAGAAAAUUA